AUGCCGUUUAUAUUUCUGUCUGUAUUGAUAUAUCGCUUCAUUAGGUCCGCAACGAUAUUUACUAUAUUCAUCAACAUUGCUACAUCAGAUGUAACAUUUCCCUAUCCGAAUGUUGGACAAUUACAUUCCGAGCUUCAAAUACAGGCAAUUGCUGAUAUCGUGGCUUAUUUCAAUUGGAAUUGGGCUUCAAGAGUGACAGGAAACUCGGAUGCUUUCAUGAAUAUACACAAAAUGCUAACUUCAACUAUCCGAAAACGCAACGUAUGCAUAUCGGUAAGAAUAGCUAUACAUCCUAAUGAUACUAAAUCUGCUUUAUUCAGAAAAAUUGCAAUACUGAAAAAGCAGCAACGAUCUGACGUUAUUAUCCUUGUUAGAGAUGAAACAGCAGUUUAUAAGUUCUUGGAAGCAGCUCAAACCCAAAAUUUAAAAGGUUGUAAUCACAGUUACUGCCCACCCAUUCCAUCGAACUUAAUCGCCAAUAAUCAUGCUGAACUUGUAAAAGUUCUACGCAAUGUUUCAUUCCAAGGUGCAACCACUUAUCAGUUCCGUUUUCGAUUUGACGGAAGUAGUCAGCUACCGUAUCAAAUUAUAAAUCUUAAACCUUUUAAAAAUACUACUAUCAAUAUUGUAAUGAAAACUUAA
Trichoplax adhaerens is the source of this 642-nucleotide messenger RNA. RefSeq lists its product as uncharacterized. The coding region runs from base 1 to 642 and encodes 213 amino acids. Gene Ontology annotation, biological process: regulation of synaptic transmission, glutamatergic; G protein-coupled glutamate receptor signaling pathway. The transcript has 3 exons. Gene Ontology annotation, molecular function: adenylate cyclase inhibiting G protein-coupled glutamate receptor activity. NCBI's taxonomy places the organism in Eukaryota, Metazoa, Placozoa, Uniplacotomia, Trichoplacea, Trichoplacidae. The record is from RefSeq and is a predicted model, not a curated record.